AUGUUUGUCAAGCUCGUGCUUGGCUCUGCACUGGCCUACGUCUUCUGGAGUCUGUGGUGCAUGGAGGUCAACGCGCGCAAGGCCCGCGCUCUCAAGGUACCCUUUGUUCGACUGCCGGUCGACGUGACGAACGUGUUCUGGUUGGUCCUUCAACGUCACGUAUGGGCUGUCGUCGACCGCCUCCCUUUCCAAUGGUCUGCAUACCCCGACUUCGUGCGCUUCUCUCGUCGUGAUUGGCAGUUCCGCGAGAAGUCGGAUCCGGCAGUCCGCCUGGGUCCUGUCUGGGCGCUUGUUACUCCGGUUACAAUCUACCUCAGAUUUACAGACCCUGAGGCUAUCAAGGAGAUCUUUGCGAGGCCGUCCGAAUUCAUCCGCCCUGUCAAGGAGUAUACACCAUUCAACGAAAGCAUCAUGAAGUCUGUCUGGGGCGAGAGCUUGCAUCAGACGAAAUCAAUGGUGCUGUACUGGACCGGGAAAUCCGCCGGGAUUCCAAGUGUGCAAAAGGAUAUGCGGACGUUGACACUCAAUGUUCUUGCUGCAACAACCUUCAAUCAGCCGUAUGAGUUCCACGGGUCAGCGGAAGCGCAAGAUGAGGUGGGAACCUAUCGCGAUACGCUUCAGGCCAUCAUGACUGGAGCUAUACUUAUGAUGCUUAUCCCUUACCGCUUUCUGCAAGCUCCCUUGCCAGAAAGUUUUGUCAGAAUCGGCAAUGCUGCAAGAUCUUUUAGACGGCAUAUGUUGGAAAUGCUUGACAGCGAGAUUAAGGCUCUGCAAGAAAAUCGGCCCGGUUCUGGCGGUAUGAUGACUGCAUUUGUUCGUGCAUUGGACGUUCAUGACAAGGAGGCCGACAACGCCCCCGACGUCAAAGUAGUCCGAGGUGGGCAAAGAAAAAAAGGUCUUUCUGUCGACGAGAUAUUGGGAAAUCUGUUCAUCAUCAACUUCGCUGGCUAUGAUACCUCAGCAAGCACUCUGGUCUUCACCUUGCACCUUUUAGCAGUCCAUCCUGAAGUACAGGUUUGGCUAGCCGAGGAGAUCGCUGCCCUCGCGGCAUCUGCGGGUAAAUCGAUUGAGGAGUGGGACUACCGCUUGCACUUCCCGCAACUCAAGCGCUGCCGAGCUGUUCUGCUCGAGACUUUACGUCUGUAUCCUUCUAUUGUUGGGCUGCCAAAGUGGACAGGCACCAAACCUCAAACCCUUGAUAUCGGCCACAGGACACUUGCCAUCCCUUCCGGUGCUUACGCUUUUCCCCAUAUAAUCGCCAUACACACUCAUCCUCAAUACUGGGAUGAGCCGCAUAGCUGGAGGCCAUCGCGCUGGAUAUGCUCCUCGCCCCAUGUCGCCACAGGCAAGAGCGACAGUCCGUUCUCGGGGGGGAAAUCAGCCGGGAGGGAAGAGCUGUGGGAACCCGCGCCGAACACAUAUUUCCCCUGGUCCGACGGCCCUCAGAGCUGCCCUGGCAAAAAAUUUGUCCAGGUUGAGGUCGUGGCUAUCUUGGCAUGCCUGUUUAAGUCUCAUCGCUUGUCUGUGAAGAAGAACCCCGGCGAAAGCGAAGAAGCAGCCAGAGCCCGAGUGAUAAGCUGCGUGAACGAGGUGAACAUGGAGGUAAUCCUUCGGAUGAAGGAUGCUGACCGGGUGAAGUUGCUUUGCACCGAGGCAUAG
This is a messenger RNA of Diaporthe amygdali, 1659 nucleotides long. RefSeq lists its product as uncharacterized. The record is from RefSeq and is a predicted model, not a curated record. Bases 1 to 1659 code for a protein of 552 amino acids. The transcript has 2 exons. NCBI's taxonomy places the organism in Eukaryota, Fungi, Ascomycota, Sordariomycetes, Diaporthales, Diaporthaceae. Gene Ontology annotation, molecular function: heme binding; monooxygenase activity; iron ion binding.